AUGGCCGCCUACGCGCAGCAGAUCCUCGUCUGCACCGGCCAAAACGACUGGACGAGUCGCAUUGAGAACGACGGGGAGGGCCAGAGCUGGGGUGAGCUGGUCCGAGGCCUGAAGCGCCUCAUGGGCCGUGGAGGGCCCUACGCAGACCCAUUUAACAACGUUCUUGUCAGCAAUUCCUCGUUCCCGGCCUCAUCUACCGCCACGGCGUCGGCCUUCCUCUUCCCGAGCUUCAAAUACUUCCCCUCUAUCCCGACCGACAUCCUCGGCUCCACGAGCACAGAGACCACGGACCUCUCGGCGUUCGUGCGCGCUUUCCUACUCCCGGAGAAGCUGAGCGCAAUGGCCGAGUCGCUUCCUGAACCACGCAAGGCCGAGCUCACCCGCAAGCCGGAGCUCUCGUCCGCGUUCCCAGACGCAGUCGAUAUCCAGACGUCGCCUGUCGUCCUGAUCUGCGGCCACGGUGGGCGUGACAUGCGCUGCGGCGUCAUGGCACCAGUGCUGCGGGACGAAUUUCAAAAGGUGCUUCGUGACAGCGGAUUUCCUUCCACGGGGAAGGAUGCGAAAACUAUCGACGGUCCUGAGCAUGCGCAUAUCGGGCUGAUCAGCCACGUCGGAGGCCAUAAGUAUGCUGGGAACGUGAUUGUGUAUAUUCCUCCCGGUAUGAAGACGAGUGGCACCUCCAUCCUGCACCCGCUGGCGGGUAAGGGCAUCUGGUACGGCCGUAUCGAGCCGAAGCAUGUUCGGGGUAUCGUGGAGGAGACGAUCUUGGGGGGGAUGGUGGUGGAGGAUCACUUCCGCGGGGGGAUUGAUCGGAAUGGGGACAUUUUGCGCUUAUGA
Molecule: messenger RNA, 837 nt
Organism: Aspergillus terreus NIH2624
Lineage: Eukaryota; Fungi; Ascomycota; Eurotiomycetes; Eurotiales; Aspergillaceae
Product: sucrase/ferredoxin-like domain-containing protein
Exons: 2
Coding region: 1-837 (278 amino acids)
Source: RefSeq, a predicted model, not a curated record